CAUCACUCCUCCUCCACCUCCAUGUGCCCUUACCAUUAAAGGACUCUUCUCUUUUCCAUUCCCAAUUCAUACUACGCAACCUUAUUCUCUCUCUCUCUCUCUCUCUCUCUCUCUGUGGAGAGAAAGUACCUCCUUUUCUUAUAAGCCAUGUCUCAGGCCCCCGGCACGUCUCCUACCACUCCCUCCUCGCCUGCUCCUGCCACUCCCUCCGCUCCGCCUCCAUCCACUCCCUCCGCUCCGCCUCCGGCUACUCCCUCCGCCCCUCCGGCUACUCCCUCCGCGCCUCCCCCCGCCACUCCAUCUGCUCCUCCACCGGCUACUCCCUCCGCUCCUCCUCCGUCCACUCCUUCUCCACCAGCACCUUCCACUCCAUCUGCGCCACCACCAUCCACGCCAUCUUCUCCACCACCGUCCACACCCUCUCCCACUCCCCCGACCGCAUCUCCGUCACCUCCUUCUCCACCUACUUCCUCUACGCCACCGAGCACACCGGCUUCCUCUCCUCCUCCUCCGUCAAGCACUCCGUCACCCCCGGUGACGCGGAGCCCGCCGCCUCCGUCUAGUUCUGGUAACACCCCGACUGUUAGGAGCCCGCCGCCCCCGCCCACUAAUUCGUCAUCGUCGCCGGACUCAUCGUCGAAUGGUAUAUCUACCGGGGUUGUGGUGGGGAUAGCGAUCGGUGGCGUGGUGAUUCUGGUCGUGCUGAGUAUAUUGUGCGUGUGUUGCACCAAGAAGAAGAGGAGGCGCCGUGACGAGGAGGCCUACUAUCCGCCUCCACCUCCUGGACCCAAAAAUGGCCCUUACGGUGGUGCACCACAGCAUUAUCAACAGCACAAUGCUCCCCCACCUGCAGAUCAUGUUGUCGGAGUGUUUCCAAAACCCUCUCCUCCACCAGCAGUUGCAUCACGACCACCCCACUCACCAACAAGUUCUCUUAUGACGCCAAAGCCCCCACCACCACCAAAUUUCCUGAGCAGCAGUGGAGGUUCGGGCUCCAAUUAUUCAGGGUCAGAAAACCCACUCCCACCACCUCAUCCAGGAAUGGUAUUAGGUUUCUCAAAGAGCACUUUUACGUAUGAGGAAUUAUCAAUGGCAACGGAUGGCUUUUCGGAUGCCAACCUCCUUGGACAGGGUGGAUUUGGGUAUGUGCAUAGAGGAGUUCUUCCAAAUGGCAAGGAAGUAGCUAUCAAGCAGUUGAAAGCUGGAAGCGGGCAGGGGGAGCGUGAGUUUCAGGCAGAGGUUGAGAUUAUUAGCCGAGUGCAUCACAAACAUCUGGUUUCAUUGGUUGGGUACUGUAUCACUGGGUCCCAAAGACUGCUUGUUUAUGAGUUUGUUACGAACAAUACUUUAGAGUUCCACUUACAUGGGAAGGGACGACCUACCAUGGAUUGGCCCACCAGACUUAAAAUUGCUUUAGGAUCUGCAAAAGGACUGGCAUAUCUUCAUGAGGAUUGCCAUCCCAGGAUCAUUCAUCGUGACAUCAAAGCAGCUAAUAUACUUUUAGAUUUCAAGUUUGAGGCAAAGGUUGCAGAUUUUGGACUUGCUAAGUUUUCUUCUGAUGCCAAUACUCAUGUCUCCACCCGGGUGAUGGGAACUUUUGGGUAUCUGGCUCCAGAAUAUGCUUCAAGUGGAAAACUUUCAGACAAAUCUGAUGUUUUCUCCUAUGGGGUCAUGCUUUUGGAGUUGAUCACUGGACACCGACCUGUUGACACAACCCAUAUGGAGGAGAGUUUAGUAGAGUGGGCAAGGCCUUUGCUCACACGAGCUCUUGAAGAGAGAAACUUUGAUGCUCUGGUUGAUCCAAGGCUGAAAAAUGAUUAUGAACCCAAUGAGAUGGCUAGCAUGGUUGCUUGUGCUGCAGCUUGUGUGCGUCAUUCAGCCCGGCGUCGCCCACGAAUGAGCCAGAUUGUUCGUGCUUUGGAAGGAGAUGCAUCUCUAGCUGAUCUUAAUGAGGGAAUCAGACCUGUACACGGCUCUGCAUACAGUUCUCAUGGAAGCUCAGACUAUGACACCAGUCAAUACAACGCGGACAUGAAGAAAUUCAGGAAGAUGGCAUUGGGAAGCCAGGAGUAUGGUGCCAGUAGUGAGUACAGUGGACCAACCAGCGAAUAUGGUUUGUACCCUUCUGGCUCUAGCAGCGAAGGCCAAACCACCCGAGAAAUGGAGACGGGAAAGAUGAAGAAAAGCAGCCAAGUUUUCAGUGGAAGGUCUUGACAACCGAUGCCCUUUCAUUCUCAUGUAAAUGAUUUUUACACUUUGUCAAGUUGAUCACAGAUGACAUGUUCUGUAUGAGUUAACAAAUUUUCUUUUUCUUUCAACUUAUCGGUUUUUUCACAUUGUAUUUAUCAAUAGUUGCUUAUACGAGAAAAUAACAGAGAAACUUGUUCGAUUCUUUUA
Molecule: messenger RNA, 2397 nt
Organism: Juglans microcarpa x Juglans regia
Lineage: Eukaryota; Viridiplantae; Streptophyta; Magnoliopsida; Fagales; Juglandaceae
Product: proline-rich receptor-like protein kinase PERK1
Biological process (GO): protein phosphorylation
Molecular function (GO): ATP binding; protein kinase activity
Source: RefSeq, a predicted model, not a curated record